Messenger RNA from Tupaia belangeri chinensis (Chinese tree shrew), 2534 nucleotides. RefSeq names its product testis development related protein (gene TDRP). The record is from RefSeq and is a predicted model, not a curated record. Gene Ontology annotation, cellular component: nucleus; cytosol. Lineage: Eukaryota; Metazoa; Chordata; Mammalia; Scandentia; Tupaiidae. Gene Ontology annotation, biological process: spermatogenesis.
GGCCGUAGCCGCCGCCCCGGCGCAGGUUCAGGGAGCAAGCUUCCGAGGUUGGAAAGAAGUGACUUCUCUGUUCAACAAGGACGAUGAACAACAACUACUGGAAAGAUGUAAAUCCCCCAAGUCCAAAGGAACUAACAUACGAUUAAAAGAAGAGUCGAAGACAGAGAAGAAAGCUGGAUUUUGGGACAAUUUGGUUUUAAAACAGAAUACACAGUCUAAAAAACCAGAUGAGAUCGAAGGUUGGGAGCCUCCGAAACUCGUUCUCGAAGACGUGUCGGCUGAUUCAGGGGACGCCUCGAGUGGCCACCUGUCCUGGCCAGGCUGGGAGGAUGACACCAAGGGCUCGACCAAGUACACCAGCCUGGCCAGCUCGGCCAACAGCUCCAGGUGGAGCCUCAGGUCGGCAGGGAAGCUGGUCAGUAUCCGACGGCAAAGCAAAGGCCACCUGACGGACAGCCGGGAGGAGGUGGAGUGACGAGGAGCCACAUCGCCACGCGUGUUCAGACCACGCUGCCGUUUCAUCGAGCUUCUUAGAGUUUGCAAAGUCAUGGUGAUUUUUAAUUAGUAUACCAUGAAGUUGUUUUGUCUUUCCAUAUUAAAAGAGUAGACAGUCUACUUUGUGCCUCUAUUUCCUGUUGGGACUUGUUUUCACGGUCGAAUGAUGAACUCCCACAUACUGUGAUUCCUUGGUGAACACAUGCAGGGACUUACAUUUGGUUGCCUUAUUCAGAAACGUCCACCCACUGUCAUCUGUGUGUUGCUGAAACCGAAGAUGUGAAUUUUCAAUGCACUCUUAUAGAUGCCAGUAAUGAUUUGCAGUUUGGCACAAAACCACUUUCAUGCCACCACCCUCGGUUGUAGUUGUUUCCAAACGUCCAUUCCUUUUUCUUGCAUGAAACAUACACAUACACGUUCACACACGUGACACACGAGAAUGUAGCGGUCACAAAAAGUCCAGGCAGUAAGAUGAGCCUUCCAAAGGUUAUGUUAAAUUUAACUUAACUGGGCAACUCAGACUUUUUCUCAUUAAAUUGAAACAGAUUAAGCACUGGAAAAGCAAAGGUUACAUCUGAACAUAAAAUGUCAGUAUCUCGAAGUGCGAGUGUGUCCGUGGCUGAGGGAGGAGCAGCCUCUGGUGUGUGCACUGGAUAGCAACCGCGGUUCUUCUUUGGGGUUUUAUCUUUACUUCUCCCUUUUAAACUUUUAAAUACUGAUCUUUAUUUUCUUCGAGAAAUUUCCUUUGUUUACAGAUUAAAGAAUCGCUAUCAAGUGUAGAUUAUUUUUAGUAGCUUGAUCAUUGUAAUUUUGUUUGGAAAACAGUGAUUGCUCAUUACAGAGUUAAAACUGUACAUACAUUACUGAAGUGCCUCUUUUCUAUUGUUCCAAGUGUUUGGUGUUUCAGAAUGAGAUACUGUGAUUGCUGUCAGAUCUGUAAGAAGUCGUGUUUCCCUCCUAGAAUAACAGGACUAACGUGAGAGCGUCCCUCACUCUUCACCCCCCCACCCCCCCCGUGUCUCUGGACCAAGCGUCGUCCCCAGCGGUGUGGUCCUCUGUGUCAGGCACACCAGUCGUGUGAUCAUGUGUGUCUCUGCAGGAGGGCUGCUACCAGCAGGUGGUCCAAAUAUCUAUCCUAGGCCAAAGCAGCAUGAAAGAAAAGGUAGAUAUGUUUCUUGUUUUGAUUAAAAGAAUAAAAACCUCCAGUUAUACUGUGUUUUCCCCUCAAGGAGGGGGAAAAAAAAAGACCCAUCCUCGGUCAUUCAGUGUGCACUUUGGUGCCAUUUCAUGUUCGUGGACAUCCAUUUAACGGUCCCCUGGAGUAACCGAGCACGCCUGAGGGCAGAUCACGCAUGUGCCAGUGAACCAGGGUGUCAGUCAAGACUUUUAAUAGAACAAGUUUACUUGAUCUGUCACUUUUCUCCAUCCAUCCAUCUAGGAGUUUAUUUAUCUAGCCUAGCUUUAAAGGGUUUUCAAAUGAAAACUUCAGUUUGUUCUAGAACCUUGAAAUUCUGAAAUUAACAGAGGCUUGGUUUCAUAAUGCAGAAGAAAGUUGAUCAUUUUUAGUAGAAUAGCAAAGUUGAACAAUCGCUUUACUCAGGUAAAUAGCCGGAAGUGUAGACAGGACCCCUGUCUCCCUAUGGAAGUGCUCGCCAGGACGGUGCAGAUGUGCACCGCGAGGGGUUUAUGCACACGUUUCCCUGCAGGAGCUAGUCAGGCUCAGCUUCGCCUGUGGAAUGUAAACCUCGCAUUUGAGACUCUGGAAAUGAUAUUUCUGUAUGGGAGAAGUAGGGAACACCCCCUCACACAUUGGGGGCUACAGGAGUCUGGGACCAGCUGCGUCUGCUAUGCCUUUGUGUUGGAAUUGCCAAGUGCCUGCAGCCCACCCACUCACGGAAUCGCAAUGGCAGCACAGUCCUGUACACUGCUCCCCCAAAUUGGGUGACAAAGGCAGAUUGGAGUUAGAAUAUGCACUGUAAGUUGCCUUUUUUUUUUUAACCUAUAAAGAUUAAUGUAAAAACGAAUUUUUCUUCUGUUGU